AUGUUUUCCUUUUUGACUUACCUGGCAUUGACGCUUGUGUUACCAUUAUUGACCACCGCCGUCCCCCCUGCAAGGCAUGACAAACGCUCAGUUGUCGAGAGAUCGGGUGUGUUAUACAAUGUCUUCGAACAUGCAAAGACGGGAGCUCGCAUUGAAUUCGUCAAUAACUCUGGAAUAUGCGAAACUACGCCUGGCGUUAAGCAAUAUUCCGGUUACUUGUCCGUGGGUGAAAACAUGAACAUGUGGUUUUGGUUCUUCGAGGCGCGGCAAAAUCCAGAAACUGCACCUCUCGCAGCAUGGUUCAAUGGAGGUCCGGGAUGUUCCUCCAUGAUCGGUCUCUUCCAGGAGAAUGGUCCUUGCAAGUUUGAAGUCGGCGUCAAGAAUACCGUUCCUGUCAAUAACACCCAUAGCUUCAACAAUUAUGCUAACAUGAUCUAUAUCGAUCAGCCGAUCGGCGUUGGUUUCUCUUAUGGAACAAACAACGUGACUUCCACCGUCACUGCUGCGCCUUACGUCUGGAAGCUAAUCCAAGCCUUCUAUACAUCAUUCCCACAGUACAAAUCCCGCGACUUCGGCAUCUUCACCGAGUCCUACGGUGGCCACUACGGCCCCGAUUUCGCGAAAUACGUCCAAGACCAGAACGCAGCAAAGGUCGGGGAACCAAUCAACAUCGUAGCCCUGGGUAUCAACAACGGCUGGCAUGAUGCCGCAAUCCAAGAACCAGCCUACAUAUCCUACUCCUACAACAACAGCCACCGGCCCAUUAUCAGCAAAACACAAUACGACCGCUACAUGAGCAGAUACGAGGACUACUGUCUCCCUGACAUCCAAGCUUGUGCAAGAACGGGAAGUAAUACAGACUGCCAAAAUGCAGAUCGGGCGUGCUACGCGAUAGUUGAACGGCCGCUGUACUCCGCCGCGGAUUAUGAUGUCUACGACAUUAGAGCGCCGAGUAAUAACCCCGAGCCGCCGUCUAAUUAUAAGAAAUAUCUCGAAGAUCCGACAGUCGUGAAGGCGAUUGGUGCGCAGAGUUCAUACCAGGAAUGUCCGACGGCGGCAUAUAACAAGUUCACUUCAUCAGGUGACGGUCCUCGAUCAUUCAUGUCACAGCUAAGCUCUGUCGUCUCGUCAGGUGUAACGACGCUGAUAUGGGCUGGUGAUGCUGAUUGGAUUUGUAAUUGGUAUGGCGUCUUCGACGUUGCGAACUCCAUACUGUACCCAGAACAAGAUGCGUUCAAGUCGAAGCCUCUCGCGCCCUACAAAUUCAAUGGUAACGAUGUAGGUGCAUAUAAGACGGAGGGUAGUUUGAGCUUCUUAAGGGUGUAUAACGCGGGUCAUGAGGUUAUGUACUAUCAACCCGAAUUAUCGCUACACGUCUUCAAGCAAACCAUGCAGAAAGGCGCGAUUGUAUCGCGGAGAGGCUUAAGCCCUUGA
Messenger RNA from Aaosphaeria arxii CBS 175.79, 1434 nucleotides. Its product is annotated as putative carboxypeptidase S1. The record is from RefSeq and is a predicted model, not a curated record. Gene Ontology annotation, cellular component: fungal-type vacuole. NCBI's taxonomy places the organism in Eukaryota, Fungi, Ascomycota, Dothideomycetes, Pleosporales. Gene Ontology annotation, biological process: proteolysis. The transcript has 4 exons. Gene Ontology annotation, molecular function: serine-type carboxypeptidase activity. Bases 1 to 1434 code for a protein of 477 amino acids.